This is a messenger RNA of Saimiri boliviensis boliviensis (Bolivian squirrel monkey), 4031 nucleotides long. It is a transcript of the gene NAT10, whose product is annotated as N-acetyltransferase 10. The record is from RefSeq and is a predicted model, not a curated record. NCBI's taxonomy places the organism in Eukaryota, Metazoa, Chordata, Mammalia, Primates, Cebidae. Gene Ontology annotation, biological process: rRNA acetylation involved in maturation of SSU-rRNA. Gene Ontology annotation, cellular component: 90S preribosome; nucleolus. Gene Ontology annotation, molecular function: tRNA binding; ATP binding; 18S rRNA cytidine N-acetyltransferase activity.
CCCUUCUCGCUCGCCGUCGCCGGCGACUUUAAUGCGCUUGCGCACGUGGUACCUACUAGUGCCAGAGGACGCAUGCUGCCAAGCGAGGCUAACUCCGAGAGCUGGCUACCAGGCAUCCACUAGGGGCAGUCAGCUGUGCCUUGUCUUUCGGAUUUGUUCCGUGCUCCCACGUGCUUCCGCUUCUCCACUGGCUGGGAUCCCGCAGGGUCCGGGCGCAGUAAUAUUUGUUCACCAUGCAUCGGAAAAAGGUGGAUAACCGAAUCCGGAUUCUCAUUGAGAAUGGGGUAGCUGAGCGGCAAAGAUCUCUCUUUGUUGUAGUCGGGGAUCGAGGAAAAGAUCAGGUUGUAAUACUUCAUCAUAUGUUAUCCAAAGCAACUGUGAAGGCUCGGCCUUCAGUGCUAUGGUGUUACAAGAAAGAGCUGGGGUUUAGCAGUCACCGGAAGAAAAGAAUGCGACAGCUGCAGAAGAAAAUAAAGAAUGGAACAUUGAAUGUGAAGCAGGAUGACCCCUUUGAACUCUUCAUAGCAGCCACAAACAUUCGCUACUGCUACUACAAUGAGACCCACAAGAUCCUGGGCAAUACCUUUGGCAUGUGUGUGCUGCAGGAUUUUGAAGCCUUAACUCCAAACUUGCUGGCCAGGACUGUAGAAACAGUGGAAGGUGGUGGGCUGGUGGUCAUCCUCCUACGGACCAUGAACUCACUCAAGCAAUUGUACACAAUGACCAUGGACGUGCAUUCCAGGUACAGAACUGAGGCCCAUCAGGAUGUGGUGGGAAGAUUUAAUGAAAGGUUUAUUCUCUCUCUGGCCUCUUGUAAGAAGUGUCUCGUCAUUGAUGACCAGCUCAACAUCCUGCCCAUCUCCUCCCACAUUGCCACCAUUGAGGCCCUGCCUCCGCAGACUCCGGAUGAGAGUCUUGGUCCUUCUGAUCUGGAGCUGAAGGAGUUGAAGGAGAGCUUACAGGACACCCAGCCUGUGGGUGUAUUGGUGGACUGCUGUAAGACCCUCGACCAGGCCAAAGCUGUCUUGAAAUUUAUCGAGGGCAUCUCUGAAAAGACCCUGAGGAGUACUGUUGCACUCACAGCUGCCCGAGGACGGGGAAAAUCUGCAGCCCUGGGAUUGGCUAUUGCUGGGGCGGUGGCAUUUGGGUACUCCAAUAUCUUUGUUACCUCCCCAAGCCCUGAUAACCUCCAUACUCUGUUUGAAUUUGUAUUUAAAGGAUUUGAUGCUUUGCAAUAUCAGGAACAUCUGGAUUAUGAGAUUAUCCAGUCUCUAAAUCCUGAAUUUAACAAAGCAGUGAUCAGAGUGAACGUAUUUCGAGAACACAGGCAGACUAUUCAGUAUAUACAUCCUGCAGAUGCUGUGAAAUUGGGCCAGGCUGAACUAGUUGUGAUUGAUGAAGCUGCCGCCAUCCCCCUUCCCUUGGUGAAAAGCCUACUUGGCCCCUACCUUGUUUUCAUGGCAUCCACCAUCAAUGGCUAUGAGGGCACUGGCCGGUCACUGUCCCUUAAGCUAAUUCAGCAGCUCCGUCAACAGAGCGCCCAGAGCCAGGUCAGCACCACCGCUGAGAAUAAGACUACAACGACAGCCAGAUUGGCAUCAGCGCGGACAUUGCAUGAGGUUUCCCUCCAGGAAUCAAUCCGAUACGCCCCUGGGGACGCAGUGGAGAAGUGGCUGAACGACUUGCUGUGCCUGGAUUGCCUCAACAUCACUCGGAUAGUCUCGGGCUGCCCCUUGCCUGAAGCUUGUGAACUCUACUAUGUUAACAGAGAUACCCUGUUCUGCUACCACAAGGCCUCUGAAGUUUUCCUCCAACGGCUUAUGGCCCUCUAUGUGGCUUCUCACUACAAGAACUCUCCCAAUGAUCUACAGAUGCUCUCUGAUGCCCCUGCUCACCAUCUCUUCUGCCUUCUGCCUCCCGUGCCCCCCACCCAGAAUGCCCUUCCAGAAGUGCUUGCCGUUAUCCAGGUGUGCCUUGAAGGGGAGAUUUCUCGCCAAUCCAUCUUGAACAGCCUGUCUCGAGGCAAGAAGGCUUCAGGGGACCUGAUUCCAUGGACAGUGUCGGAACAGUUCCAAGAUCCAGACUUUGGUGGUCUUUCUGGUGGAAGGGUGGUUCGCAUUGCUGUUCACCCGGAUUAUCAAGGGAUGGGCUAUGGCAGCCGUGCUCUGCAGCUGCUACAGAUGUACUAUGAAGGCAGGUUUCCCUGUCUGGAGGAAAAGGUCCUUGAGACGCCACAGGAAAUUCACACCGUAAGCAGUGAGGCCGUUAGCUUGUUGGAAGAGGUCAUCACUCCCCGGAAGGACCUGCCUCCUUUACUCCUCAAAUUGAAUGAGAGGCCUGCUGAGUGCUUGGAUUACCUGGGUGUUUCCUACGGCUUGACCCCCAGGUUACUCAAGUUCUGGAAACGAGCUGGAUUUGUUCCUGUUUAUCUUAGACAGACCCCGAAUGACCUGACCGGAGAGCACUCAUGCAUCAUGCUCAAGACGCUCACUGAUGAGGACGAGGCUGACCAGGGAGUCUGGCUUGCAGCCUUUUGGAAAGAUUUCCGGCGGCGGUUCCUAGCCUUGCUCUCCUACCAGUUCAGCACCUUCUCUCCUUCCCUGGCGCUGAACAUCAUUCAGAACAGAAACGUGGGGAAGCCAGCGCAGCCAGCGCUGAGCCGGGAGGAGCUGGAAGCACUCUUCCUCCCCUAUGACCUGAAGCGGCUGGAGAUGUAUUCACGGAACAUGGUGGACUAUCACCUCAUCAUGGACAUGAUCCCGGCCAUCUCCCGCAUGUACUUCCUGAACCAGCUAGGGGACCUGGCUCUGUCCGCGGCCCAGUCGGCUCUUCUCUUGGGGAUUGGCCUGCAGCAUAAGUCCGUGGACCAGUUGGAAAAGGAGAUUGAGCUGCCCUCAGGCCAGUUGAUGGGACUUUUCAACCGGAUCAUCCGCAAAGUUGUGAAGCUAUUUAAUGAAGUUCAGGAAAAGGCCAUUGAGGAGCAGAUGGUGGCAGUGAAGGAUGUGGUCCUGGAGCCCACGUUGAAGACCCUCAGUGACGACCUGGAUGAAGCAGCAAAGGAAUUUCAGGAGAAACAUAAGAAGGAAGUGGGGAAGCUGAAGAGCAUGGACCUCUCCGAAUACAUAAUCCGUGGGGACGAUGAAGAGUGGAAUGAAGUUCUGAACAAAGCUGGGCCGAACGCCUCGAUCAUCAGCCUGAAAAGUGACAAGAAAAGGAAGUUAGAAGCCAAACAAGAACCCAAGCAGAGCAAGAAGUUGAAGACAGACAGAGAUACAAAGAACAAAAAAGAUAUGAAACUGAAGCGGAAAAAAUGAAGAGAAACUUGGGCGUCAGUGCUUGACCACGGGAAGGUAGUCUCACUUCCUGAGCCCUCUCUGGCUGGACUGAAGUUGGCCUUGGACUGAAUUCAGCCUUGGGCUUGUGUCAGACUGUGCCCUCAACCUGGCUGAAGGCAGAUUCUCUCCCGAAUGGGUCUGCUCAGAACUUGGUGGCUGGAUACUGCCACGUCUGGCAUUGCCAGGAGUCUCUCUUGCCCCUUCCCCCUCCCCAGUUCCGGGUCCUCCUUUCCCAUAAGUUCAUACUUGGCUUAGUGCCAGCUUUUUUAGGCUCCUUCCCACACAUGUGGAAGCCACGUUGCCUGUCAUCCCUCUGAGGCCCUUAAGUAUAUUGCUUUCUGGUGGUGCCCAGGGGGCUGCUGCUGGGCCACUGGGUCUCUCUUUGCGGACUUGUGCAAACACCCGGAGGCCUGGAGCAGGAGGAACUCCAGUCCGACCCGGCGUCCGUGGCAGCCCGUGGUUAGGUGUGCGGGGAUUUGCUGAUGUCGUCUUGCGCUCAUCCAUUCUUGGCUCCAGCAGAGCUGCUGCCCCACUGUCCCAGAAAAGCCUGAGGCUGUAGUUUAGGUAGGAUGCCACAUCUGUGUCCUCAAGACCUGUCAUCUCAUCCAUUUGGGAAAAGACGUUGGGAAAGGCCAUUUUGCUAGCAGGGGUGAGGGGAGGGAUAAUCUAUUUUUAAUAAAUAACAUCCUAGAAAGA